This is a messenger RNA of Phyllopteryx taeniolatus (common seadragon), 1665 nucleotides long. It is a transcript of the gene ddx49, whose product is annotated as DEAD (Asp-Glu-Ala-Asp) box polypeptide 49. The record is from RefSeq and is a predicted model, not a curated record. The transcript has 13 exons. Bases 123 to 1553 code for a protein of 476 amino acids. Gene Ontology annotation, molecular function: RNA helicase activity; ATP binding; nucleic acid binding. NCBI's taxonomy places the organism in Eukaryota, Metazoa, Chordata, Actinopteri, Syngnathiformes, Syngnathidae.
AGAAGAAUUGUCAUCCAUGUUGUGAACGUGCAAAGAAAAGCACAUGAGGUUAUUUUGUCUCAAGUAGAAUUUGCCAUCUUUUCGUGAUUAUUUGUUCAUUACAAACGCGUGUUUGAAGCAAAAUGAGUGACUUUUCGUCACUCGGGCUGUCAGAGUGGCUCAUUAAACAGUGUAAGCAGUUGGGCAUCAACAAACCAACUCCUGUUCAAGAAAAUUGCAUGCCAGCUAUUCUAGAAGGUCGUGACUGUAUGGGCUGUGCCAAAACCGGAAGCGGCAAGACCGCAGCGUUUGUGCUUCCGGUGCUACAGAAACUGUCAGAAGAACCUUACGGCAUCUUCUGCCUAGUGCUGACGCCCACCAGGGAGUUGGCAUACCAGAUCGCGGAGCAGUUCCGAGUCCUGGGGAAGCCAUUAGGUCUGCGAGACUGCAUCGUCGUAGGUGGAAUGGACAUGGUGAGUCAGGCCCUGGAGCUUUCCAACCAGCCUCACGUGGUCGUAGCCACGCCGGGCAGGCUCGCUGAUCACAUUCGCAGCUCCAACACCUUUAGUAUGAGGAAGAUCCAGUUCCUGAUUUUGGACGAGGCAGACCGGCUGCUGGAGCAGGGCUGCACAGACUUCACCAAAGACCUGGAGGUGAUCCUCAGGGUGCUGCCGGCCAAACGUCAGACUCUGCUGUUCAGCGCCACGCUCACCGACACGCUGCAGGACCUGAAGAGCAUUGCCAUGAACAGACCUUUCUUCUGGGAGAGCACGUCCGAGACUCGUACGGUGGAGGAGCUGGACCAGAGGUACAUCCUGACUCCUGAGAAGGUGAAAGACGCGUACCUGGUCCACCUGAUCCAGACCUUCACAGACGAGCACAACGACUGGUCAAUAAUCAUCUUCACCCACACGUGCAAGAGCUGUCAAAUCCUUACCAUGAUGCUUCGGCAAUUUAACUUCCCCACAAUCUCCCUCCACUCAAUGAUGAAGCAGAAACAACGAUUUGCCAAUCUCGCCAUGUUCAAGGCGAGUGUCUAUAAAAUCCUCAUUGCUACAGAUGUAGCGGCCAGGGGCUUGGAUAUUCCAACUGUACAGGUUGUAAUCAAUCACAACACGCCCGGCCUGCCAAAAAUCUACAUCCACAGGGUGGGCCGAACAGCCAGAGCAGGAAGGAACGGGGUGUCCAUCACACUGGUGACACAGUACGACAUCCAUCUUGUCCACGCCAUCGAAGAGCAAAGUCAGUGUAAAAUGAAGGAGUUUGCAGUGAAGGAGAAAGAAGUCCUGAAGAUCAUGACACAGGUCAACGUGACCAAACGAGAGUGUGAAAUAAGACUUGAAUCUACAGACUUUGAUGAGAAAAAGGAGAUCAACAAGAGGAAACAGAUGAUCCUGGAAGGAAAGGAUCCAGACUUGGAGGCAAAGAGGAAAGCAGAACUGGAGAAGAUCAGGAGCCAGAAGAAGAAGUUCAAAGAGCAGAUUCAGAAGAACAUUGAGGGACAAAAACAAAGACAGCUCAAUAGGAACUUCAAGAGCAAACAUAUGAAAAAGACAAAACAAGGAACCGAUUGAUACUUGUUGGGUGGUUUGAUCUUUUAUUACUGUGCAAUAUCAAAUAGUUUCAUAUUUGUGACGUUCUGCAAAUCAAUAUGACAAUUUUAUACCAUAAAAGAAAUACUCAGUU